Molecule: messenger RNA, 783 nt
Organism: Cloeon dipterum
Lineage: Eukaryota; Metazoa; Arthropoda; Insecta; Ephemeroptera; Baetidae
Gene: mRpS26
Product: mitochondrial ribosomal protein S26
Exons: 3
Coding region: 73-720 (215 amino acids)
Cellular component (GO): mitochondrial small ribosomal subunit
Source: RefSeq, a predicted model, not a curated record
UUUUUCAAUGCGGUCUUAGCUCGUGUUGGACGCCUUUUUUCAAAUUUCAAGGAAAUUACUGUGUUUUUUAAAAUGAGCCUUAUGCGCCAGGGUCUAGUUAUUGAAAAGUUGGUGGUUGGGCUGCACAGGCAGCGAUUCGCACCUGCGGCGGCUCCAAAUCUCGUCGUCCGAUGGCGAAAACCCAUCAGCCUCGGCACAGCACCUAGCAAGUUAUUCAGGGUUCCACAGAGACCUCAAAUCCCUGAAGAUGAGCUCAAGGAAAUCCGCAGACUAUUCAAAAAUUACAAUACUCAGAUGAAAAGCAUCAGAGCCUGGUUUGCUGAGGAAGCGAAGAGGCAAGAGGCUGUUACUGCAGCAGCCGUAGCGGGUGCCACUGGUGAAGAGGCUGAAUUUCAAAGAUGCCUGCAGAUCAAUGAAGAAUGGAAUAAGAAAGUGGCAGCUGAGAGACAAGUCCGUUUGGCUGCCGAAAAGGCUAAACUGACUGACAAGAUCCUGACAGAUCUUGAGCAAGAUGAGUUGCAAAAAAGCAAACGGAUUGCAGAGAUUCAGCAAAUGGUUGAAAGAGAAAAGGAUUUGUCAUCACAUUACAUCACAGAGGAAAAUAUAGACCAGGCUAUUGAAGAGGCCCUUAGCCAAGAAGUCAACUACAAUUUUGCUAUCGACCGUGAAGGGAAUUACUAUCAUGGGUUUAGCAUGACACCAACUACCAGUCAUAGCUAAGUUACGCUUUGCAGUUUGUCAGAUUUUAGUAAGGACCAUUAAAAAUCAAUUAUAUUAAUGAUA